Molecule: messenger RNA, 1554 nt
Organism: Pochonia chlamydosporia 170
Lineage: Eukaryota; Fungi; Ascomycota; Sordariomycetes; Hypocreales; Clavicipitaceae
Product: aldehyde dehydrogenase
Exons: 3
Coding region: 1-1554 (517 amino acids)
Biological process (GO): aldehyde metabolic process
Cellular component (GO): cytoplasm
Molecular function (GO): aldehyde dehydrogenase (NAD+) activity
Source: RefSeq, a predicted model, not a curated record
AUGUCUUACAGCACUGAGGCUCAGGUCGACGAGGCGUUCGACAUCGUCUCCAACACCUUCAAAUCAAACGCGACCAAGCCGCUCGAAUGGCGCAUCAAGCAACUCCGCAAAACGUGGUGGAUGCUCCAAGAUAACCGCGAGCGCAUCGUCACGGCCCUGAACCAAGACCUCAACAAGCACCGCCAAGAGUCUCUGCCUGUCGACGUCGCCGGUAUCCAGAACGCUUGCCUCGAAGCCCUCGCCAACAUCAAAUCAUGGACCAAGGACGAGAAGCCUCGACGAACCGACCCCCUCAACCUGUUUGGCGGAGCGCGCAUCCGCAAAGAACCCAAGGGAGUGACUCUCAUCAUUUCAGCAUGGAAUUACCCGUUCAUGGAGCUCUUUGAGCCCAUGCUCUCCGCCAUUGCUGCAGGAUGUACCACCAUCCUGAAACCAAGUGAACUGGCACCCGCUUCAGAGAAGCUGAUUGCCGAAAUCGUGCCCAAGUAUCUCGACCAGAGCGCCAUUCGUGUCAUUACCGCCGGCCCGAAGCAGAUGGAUUACUUGCUGGACCGCAAGUGGGAUCAUGUUUUCUUCACCGGCUCGACUGCAGUGGGCAAGAUCAUCUAUGCCAAGGCGGCGCCGCAUUUGACGACAGUUACUUUGGAGCUGGGUGGUCGUGGUCCUGCCAUUGUCACACCAUCUGCAGACAUUGACUUGGCGGCAAAGAGAAUUGCCAAUGUCAAAUUUAUGAAUGCUGGCCAGAUCUGUGUCGGUGUUAACCACGUCUUCGUCGAUCCAUCCGUCAAACAAAAGUUCAUCGCCGCCCUCACCAAGUACUUUGACCAGUACCGCUCAGGUCAAUCCCGCCAACCAACAUAUGCCACCCGCAUCGUCAACGACCGCCACUAUAAGCGUUUGGAUAACCUCCUUGCCAACACAAAGGGCAAGAUCGUAUACGGCGGCGAGCGAAACCCGGAAACGCGCUUCUUUGCGCCGACCGUGGUCGAUGGCGUCUCUACCGAUGACUCUCUCCUGUCCGAGGAACUGUUCGGUCCCAUCUUGCCCCUAAUUGACGCCACCCUCGAGCAGGCUAUCAACUACACAGCCAAGCACGACCAUCCUCUUGCACUGUACGGCUUCACCUCCUCUCAAGCGGAAAAGGACAAGAUUUUGCGUCUCACAAACUCCGGCGGUGUGACGUUCAACGACGCCGUGCUGCACAUGCUGGUCAAGGAUGCGCCAUUUGGUGGCGUCGGCGCGUCUGGAAUGGGUGCUUACCAUGGCCCCUUUGGCUUCAAAGAAUUCACACACCUACGUACAGUGGUCACUGUUCCAGGAUGGAUGGAGUUGCUUCUUAAAUUCAGAUAUGCCCCGUACACUGAUAAGAAAGCUGCUGCCAUGGUCAAGUUUACCGGUGCGAAGACGAGUGUGCCCUUUGAUAGGAAUGGUAAUGAUGUUAGCGGCUUGGGUGGCUUGCUGGCCAAAUCUUUAGUCGCUGUGCUCUUCUUCUCGCUGUUGAAGUGGAAAGGGUGGUCGGUGACAGAUUUGAUUGAGACCGUGAAGAGGAGGUAG